Fonsecaea nubica is the source of this 1716-nucleotide messenger RNA. RefSeq lists its product as hypothetical. The coding region runs from base 1 to 1716 and encodes 571 amino acids. The record is from RefSeq and is a predicted model, not a curated record. Lineage: Eukaryota; Fungi; Ascomycota; Eurotiomycetes; Chaetothyriales; Herpotrichiellaceae. Gene Ontology annotation, molecular function: NADP binding; N,N-dimethylaniline monooxygenase activity; flavin adenine dinucleotide binding. The transcript has a single exon.
AUGUCUACUGAAGUCCUGCCCAUCCUGGAACCGCCAGCACCGGCCGUUAACGGGGUCCCGAAGAUGGAAAACGGAGUCACCACGGCUCGCACAUCGAAAAAUAGAUUCAAUCGAGACGUUGACUAUGCAGCAGUCGUCAUCGGAGCCGGGUUCGGUGGGUUGAGAAUCUUGCACGAGUUUCGCAAACUCGGCCUGUCGACCAAGAUCAUCGAAGCCGGCUCCGACGUGGGUGGCACCUGGUACUGGAAUCGAUAUCCCGGCGCACGGACAGACAGCGAGAGUUGGAGCUACAUUAUGAACUUCUCGCGAGAGCUGAAAACAGACUGGGUAUGGAAGGAACGGUUUGCCCCUCAGCAAGAGGUGCUGAGCUACUUGAACCACGUCGCCGAUAGAUUCGACAUGCGCAAAGACAUCCUGUUCAAACAGCGCGUUAAGUCGGCACAUUACGAUGUAGACCUCAAUAUCUGGGAUGUCAGGACUGCGGAUAACAUUCAUUACACUUGCCACUUCCUCAUCACGGCAGCGGGUGUCCUCUCGGCGACGAGAGCGCCGCCGUUCUCUGGUCUGCAUUCGUUUCAAGGAAAAUGGUAUCAGACGUCGAAUUGGCCAAAGGAGAAGAUCGACUUCGCGGGAAAGCGAGUAGCCGUGGUAGGCACUGGAGCCACUGGAGUUCAAGUCGUGCCCAUUGUUGCGCAUACCGCUGCGUCGGUGACAGUCUUUCAACGCACGCCGAACUACGUGAUACCAGCUCGUAACCACCCAUUGACGGAAGAUCAGCUAAAGGAGAUCAAGACCAGCUAUGACGCAGUAUGGGAGCAAGCUCGAGGCCAGGUGUUCGGCUUCGCAAUGCCCACUAUUGGUCGCACCAUUGCCGAUGUCAAGGAUGAAAACGACCACCAAAGGAUUCUCGAAGCUGGGUGGGAAGCAGGCGGGUUCCGCUAUAUCUUUGAGACCUUUGACGAUCUACUACUUAAUGAGAAGUCAAACGAAGUAGCCUCGGAGUUUGUGAGAAAGAAGAUCCGCACAAUUGUCAAGGAUCAAAAGACAGCGGACUUGCUUUGCCCCGAUUAUCCUCUGCUGGCUAAACGACCACCCCUCGGGCACUUUUACUAUGAAGCCUUUAACCGACCAAACGUGAAGCUCGUCAGUGUUGCCGACGAUCCCAUCCAGGAGAUUACACCGAAGGGACUUCGGACAGGGACUACUGAAUACGAGUUCGACAUUAUCAUUUUCGCUAUCGGGUUUGACGCUGUGACUGGCGCGCUCACCCAGAUCGAUAUUCGGGGCAAGGAUGGCCAGUCACUAGCAGAGAAAUGGAAUCCCAGGCUGGAAACUCACCUGGGGAUCAGCGUCCAUAAGUACCCCAACAUGUUUAUGAUAUCAGGGCCACAGGCACCGUUUGCCAAUAUCCCCGUCAUCAUUGACAAUACCGCCGACUUCAUCGGCAAGGCAAUCAGCUACAUGGAUACUCAUGGCUACAACCGGAUGGAAGUAACGCAAGAGGCCGUCGACGCUUGGUGCAGCCACGUACAACAGACGUUCGAGUCAACGCUGCUAGCUACGGCGUCUCAAAAGGCUCGCUCUUGGUACAUCGGCGCGAAUAUCCCGGGCAAGCCCUUGAACGUCCUCUUUUAUUUCGGGGGUCUGGUCCAGUACUUUGCGCAUUGCCAGAAGGAGGCUGAGAGCGGGUUUUCGAGUUAUCAGUUUUCAAAGUGA